AAUUUAUAUACCAUUCCAUAUCGAUCUUAACCUCGAACUAUAUUGGUAUUGGUCUCGAGGUUGACGACGAUGGUGAGGCUUAACUCCGGCGCCGUCGUGUUGUUUCUCUGCCUGGGGCUUGCAUUCGUCUCCGGGCAGCCUGCAGAGGCCGCCGGCAGCAAGAAAGAUGUUGACGUUGAGGGAACGGUUAGGAAGGAAGUGGCCAAGGCCAUCAAGAGCAACCCCCGCGUCGGCGCCGCCCUGGUCCGGUUGCUCUUCCACGACUGCUGGGUUCAUGGUUGCGACGGAUCAGUGCUCUUGGAUAGCAACGGCAGCAACAACAGCAGUACUGAGAAGAGGGCGGAGAACAACAUAGGCCUCGCUGGCUUUGACGUGAUCGACACGAUCAAGGCCAAGCUCGGCGACAACAUCUCUUGUGCCGACAUAGUCGUCCUGGCCGCCCGUGACGCGACCGACAUCCUCAGUCGUGGCAAGAUCGUGUACGGCGUCUCCACAGGACGAAAGGAUGGCGUCAUCUCAACAGCCGCCGCUGCCGAUGCCGUCCUCCCGCCCUCUACCCUCAACUUCGACCAGCUCAAGGCCAACUUCGCUGCCAAGAACUUCACCCAAAGAGAGCUCGUCGUCCUCUCCGGUGCGCACGCCAUUGGCGUUGCCCACCUUUCGUCCUUCAUUGAUCGUCUCAAACCGUCCACGUCCACCCCGAUCAGUGAAACCUACCAGAAGGCGCUCGGCGACCAUGUCAAGGCCCAGAAAAAGGUGCAAGGAACGCCUGACCCAGCGGAGAUGAACAACAUCCGCGACAUGGACCUGACCUUCCAAAAUAAGUCUGGCUAUCAUCCCACUAGGGUGAACAUGACUGCGACGGCCGUCCUCGACAACAGCUACUACAGCGCCAACCUCCAGAACAUGGUGCUCUUCAGGUCUGAUUGGGAGCUACGUAACGACAGCAGUAACGCCGCCGGGGACGCAAUGGAAGAGUUCAUGGAGAAUGCUUCAAAGUGGUUCCUCCUCUUCGGCAAGGCCAUGGCCAAGCUCAGCGAGCUCCCUGCCGAGGGCACCCGCUUCGAGAUCAGGAAGAACUGCAGAAAGACCAACUAGAAGAGCUGCCACACAUCGAGCCAGAAUGUACUUUGAUUCUCUCUAUUUCUAUUUUGAAAGGUUCCUCAACUGAAUUUUUUAUUACCCCUACUUAAUAACAAACAAGUUCAUAGUA
This is a messenger RNA of Brachypodium distachyon (stiff brome), 1213 nucleotides long. Its product is annotated as peroxidase 5. The record is from RefSeq and is a predicted model, not a curated record. Gene Ontology annotation, biological process: response to oxidative stress. Bases 70 to 1098 code for a protein of 342 amino acids. The transcript is spliced from 2 exons. Gene Ontology annotation, molecular function: heme binding; peroxidase activity. Gene Ontology annotation, cellular component: plant-type cell wall; plasmodesma. Lineage: Eukaryota; Viridiplantae; Streptophyta; Magnoliopsida; Poales; Poaceae.